Spizellomyces punctatus DAOM BR117 is the source of this 603-nucleotide messenger RNA. RefSeq lists its product as uncharacterized. Lineage: Eukaryota; Fungi; Chytridiomycota; Chytridiomycetes; Spizellomycetales; Spizellomycetaceae. Bases 84 to 536 code for a protein of 150 amino acids. The transcript is spliced from 9 exons. Gene Ontology annotation, biological process: Golgi to vacuole transport; intracellular protein transport. Gene Ontology annotation, cellular component: intracellular membrane-bounded organelle; membrane coat; AP-3 adaptor complex. The record is from RefSeq and is a predicted model, not a curated record.
AAUCCCCGCCUGCAAUAGUCAACAACCGCCGAGAAUCCAUCGCAUCACAUUCGUACAAAGUAGCCGAGUAAAAGACAGUAACGAUGCUCAAGGCGGUCAUGAUAUUCAAUAACCACGGAAAACCACGGCUCAUGCAGUGGUAUCAGCAAAUGGACGUAAGCACACAGCAGGAAAUGUUGAAGGAAAUAUUUCGACUUGUGCAUAAAAGGCCAGAUCACGUUUGCAACUUCCUGGAGGGGAGUACAUUACUAGGCGGACAGGACACCAAAAUAAUAUAUAGGCAUUACGCAACACUGUACUUUGUUUUUGUUGUUGAUUCCUCAGAAAGUGAAUUGGGGAUCCUGGAUCUGAUACAGGUUUUCGUGGAGGCGUUAGACAGGAUAUUCACCAACGUUUGCGAGCUAGAUUUAAUUUUCCGACCGGAUGAGGUAUCACAAUUGUUGUCGGAGGUGAUAUCAGGAGGAAUGGUCCUCGAAACAAAUAUAAAUGAUAUUGUGACCAUGAGUGGCGUGCGGAAGAUACAAUCAGCUCGAUGAUGGAAAAAAUGCGCUCAGAGCCUUCUACUUUGUAAAUAGUAUGCAAAUAAAGCUAAUUAAAUCGGGA